AUGUCAGUUGGAAUACAGGGCUACCGUGCAUCUCUAAACGAAUUGAAAAAUUUCAAAGGAGGUGUUCAAAACCCACUAUUCCCACUCAUCCAGGACGUCAAUGCAAUUCCCCGACCCCAGGGGGGCAUUAAUUAUCUCCAGGGAGGAACACAGGGCCACAGCGAUGUCCCCUUGGAUGAUGCGGCACAAUCUCACCUCAGGGAGGACGGUAUGGGAUUCAUGGGAGGUGCGCAUAUUCUUCAUAGAAAUUCAACUUUGCCCAGUGUAACGUUGGAGAGAAAGGAAUUCAAAAAGCAAACUCCGAGCAUGGAGGACACAACGAAGCAAGAUGCUCCGGGUGUACACCCGUUGAGCAGAAUCCGAAAGGGAUUACUGGAUCAACUAGUGCUCGAAGGUAUUUUUCGAAGUCCUAUCUCUCGAAGGUUGAGGGACUGA
Molecule: messenger RNA, 435 nt
Organism: Psilocybe cubensis
Lineage: Eukaryota; Fungi; Basidiomycota; Agaricomycetes; Agaricales; Agrocybaceae
Exons: 2
Coding region: 1-435 (144 amino acids)
Source: RefSeq, a predicted model, not a curated record